Trachymyrmex cornetzi is the source of this 1461-nucleotide messenger RNA. Its product is annotated as carbonic anhydrase 1. NCBI's taxonomy places the organism in Eukaryota, Metazoa, Arthropoda, Insecta, Hymenoptera, Formicidae. Bases 99 to 1043 code for a protein of 314 amino acids. The record is from RefSeq and is a predicted model, not a curated record. Gene Ontology annotation, molecular function: zinc ion binding; carbonate dehydratase activity. Gene Ontology annotation, cellular component: cytoplasm. The transcript has 6 exons.
ACCGUAAUAGAAGUUUCGCAUUACCCCGCUGAUUCUUCGACGAAUCGGCGAGUCGUUGACAGUGCCGUGGGAUUUCAUGGUGUACUCUGACGGGGUGAAUGAUCAUGGUGUUUUUGAUCGUUUAUCUUGGCCUCCUGUUCCUACCAGGUUUCUGCCGUGGUCAAGACUUCGGUUAUGACGGAGAUCAAGGUCCAGCGAAUUGGAGCAAGGAGUAUCAUACGUGUAUUGGGAAACAUCAGUCCCCUAUUAACAUAGACGAGCACAAUGUCACGAACGUCAACCUGUCACCACUGAGAUUAAUCGGCAUUGACAAUCCACAUCAGUCAUACGUGACGAACACCGGUCACACGGUUACAUUGAAAACCAACGAAUCUAAAGCAGUCAUGUUGACCGGAGGACCCUUAAAGGAUAUCUACGUGUUUGAACAAUUGCAUUUUCAUUGGGGCGAAAACGAUUUCGAGGGAUCCGAAGACUUAAUCAACAAUCACUCGUUUCCGAUGGAAAUGCACGCCGUCUUUUACAAGGAAGAUUACAAAUCAUUCAAAGAAGCUCUUAAUUACAGUGAUGGUCUGGCUAUUUUAGCAUAUUUGUAUGAGGUAAGCCCUCAACCGAAUCCAACGUAUGAACCGAUUGUAAAAGUACUACCUGACAUAGAAAAGAAGGACAUGGGAAAAGUAUUGCAAGAACCUUUACUAUUGGAAAGUAUAUUGGUACCAGACAUUGCAAAAAUGCAAGACUACUUCACGUAUUCCGGCUCAUUAACUACUCCACCUUGUCUCGAGGUCGCUAAGUGGAUUGACUUUAAGGAUCAUCAACAAUUAUCACACGACCAGUUGGCUGCAUUUCGUGACAUACGCAAUUGGGAAGGUAAUAAAUUGACUCACAAUUUCCGGCCGGUGCAGCCUUUAGAGGACCGAGAAGUUCUUCAUAACAUUCCUAGUUCUCAUAAUUCUGAUGGGCAUUCGGGACAACGGAGUGUUAAAAUACCAAUUCUAUUUGUCGCAUUGGGAGCUCUUGUGGCAAUCUUUUUAUUUGCCAUAUGAAAUUCUUAAUAUGAAAUAUUCUAGUCAGAGUUUUUCAAUUGUCAUCAUAACUUUCAAAUUAAGAAAAUGACAAAUUAGGUACAUACAAAAUGUAACUACAGUUCACGUUUAUAACACUUAUGUGAGCAUCAUUGUUCAAUUUUGAUAAACAUCAAGGAUGAAAUAAUAUUGAGCAUUGUGAGCGUGAAUCGAACCGCAGCCUUGUUUAGUAAUUAUUACUAAACAAAAAAGAAUCAGAUUUAAUUUUAUAAUAUUGUUUGAAAGUUAAGAUUUAACUGAAUAAACUUGAAGCAAACUUUCAUGACUUUACAUAAUCAUAAUAAUUCAUUUAAGAUUACAAUAGAAUGUAUCUUAUGUGAUACGGUUUUUUAAAUUUGUAUAAUUUAUUUGUUAACAUUAAUACAUCGACAUAAGCAAG